Molecule: messenger RNA, 6385 nt
Organism: Mytilus trossulus (common blue mussel)
Lineage: Eukaryota; Metazoa; Mollusca; Bivalvia; Mytilida; Mytilidae
Product: copine-8-like
Exons: 21
Coding region: 106-1794 (562 amino acids)
Biological process (GO): cellular response to calcium ion
Cellular component (GO): plasma membrane
Molecular function (GO): calcium-dependent phospholipid binding
Source: RefSeq, a predicted model, not a curated record
UCCCAUGUUGCAUUUCGAAAUCAUUCGGUAUAAGUUGACUUGUCCUGUCCUCUUGCAGUAAAAUCUAGAGAAUUUUAAAAGUGAAAUAUUGUAAACAAAAAUAAUAUGGCAGAGAAUACUUUUCAACCAGGAACAGGUGUAGCACCUGCUACUUUAGUCGAGUUGUCGAUUUCUUGUCGACAUCUCAUAGAUUCAGAUGUAUUUUCAAAAUCAGAUCCAAUUGGUGUGUUGUUCGAGAUGGAUAAUGCCAACAAACAAUACAGAGAACUGGGAAGAACAGAAAUUAUCUGGAAUAACUUGAAUCCAGACUUUGUUAAGAAAUUUGUAAUGCACUACUACUUUGAGCAAAGUCAGAAACUGAAAUUUGAAAUAUAUGAUGUUGAUUCCAAAUCAGCUGACUUGUCAAAGCAUGACUUUUUAGGAAGAAUGGAAUGUACACUUGGCGAGAUUGUUGCUUCAGGGACCAGAUAUACAAGGAGACUUCUGGGACCAAAGAAAAACAGUGGGACUAUAAUUGUUGGUGUAGAAGAAUUAAGCAGCUGUAAGGAACAAGGCAAUUUCCAGUUUAGAGCUUCAAAGUUAGAUAAAAAAGAUUUCUUUGGGAAAUCAGAUCCUUUCCUGACUUUUUCCAGGGCAAAUGAAGACAGUUCGUUUACAGUAGUUCACAGAACUGAAGUUAUUAAAAAGACACUGAAUCCAACAUGGAAACCAUUUACAAUAUCAGUCAGAGCUCUUUGUAAUGGAGAUUAUGACAGGUCUAUCAAAGUUGAAUGUUAUGACUGGGAUGCAGAUGGAGGCCAUGAUUUUAUUGGAGAAUUUCAAACAACAUUGAGAGAACUUUCUAGAGGACCUAGUCAGCAAAAUAUUUUUGAGUGCAUUAAUGGAAAGAAGAGGGACAAAAAACUAAAAAAGGGAAAGUCCUAUACAAAUUCAGGUGUGAUAGAAUUAAUGAGUUGUAAAAUGGAGAAAGUCUACACAUUUUUGGAUUAUGUUAGAGGAGGGACACAGUUGAACUGUUCAUUUGCAGUAGAUUUCACAGCAUCUAAUGGGGAUCCGAAGUCACCAUCAUCUUUACAUUACAUGAAUCCAUACAGACCAAAUUCAUAUCAAACAGCACUUAGAUCUGUAGGGGAGAUAAUCAAAGAUUAUGAUAGUGAUAAAUUAUUUCCUGUCCUUGGUUUUGGUGCUCGUCUACCACCAGAUGGUGUUGUUUCUCAUGAAUUUGCAUUAAAUGGUAACCCAAACAAUCCUUACUGUACAGGUAUAGAAGGUGUUUUAGAAGCUUACAAUAAAGCCUUACAUUCAAUACAGUUAUAUGGUCCUACAAACUUUGCUCCAGUUAUCAAUCAUGUGUCCAGGUUUGCUGAAGCUAAAACAGGAGGAACUGACUAUUUUAUUCUGCUGAUUGUAACAGACGGUAUCAUUACUGACAUGCCACAGACAUGUGAAGCAAUAGUUCACGCUGCAAGUCUUCCAAUGUCCAUAAUUAUUGUUGGUGUAGGAGAUGCUGAUUUUGAAGCAAUGGAUGUUCUAGAUGGAGAUGAUGUCAGGUUAUCAUCAAGAGGAAAAUAUGCUGAAAGAGAUAUUGUGCAGUUUGUUCCAAUGAGAAAUUUUACUGGUCGUCAAGGAGACAAUCCUGCCGCUCUUCAGGCUAUGUUGGCUAAAGAGGUUCUAGAAGAAAUUCCUGACCAGUUCUUAUCAUACAUGAAGACACGGAACAUCAAACCAAAACCCCCUCUACAAAGACAACUUACAAUAUCAUCAGUCACUUCUCUUCCAGCAUCUGAGCAAUGAUUUGAGUACUGUAACGAACAAAUCCAGGUCAAUGAAAUAGAUCUUAAAAUGUUCUAUAUAUGUUGAUGUAUUAUAUAAAUAGUGCUGGUCAUGAUUUUGGGCAGAGAUAUAAAGAAUUUGAUUGUGAUCCCUCUAUUGCAUUAUUCAGUAUAGACGAAAUUGGGGUUUUUACAAUGAUUAUCAUAUAUUGUGAAUAGAAAUUGUGUAGAGUAGAAAAAAAAAGAUGUGUUAAUGCAUAUUAAAGUAAUCAUAUCGAACACGAAUUAAGGCGAAAAAUUUAUGAAAUAAGGUUGUCACAUAUUAGUUGUUUAAAUAUGUAAUUCAGACUACUAAUAUUGUAUUUUAUUAAGAUAUUUUAAUAAUGUAGUGUUUGCUAAUAAAUUACGCUCCUUCAUAUAUUCUUCGGACAUGCUAAACAAUAAUAAAUGUUGUUUCUUUUUUACUUACAUGAGAAGUAAUUGUUUUCAUAUGAUAGACAAAGUUUUUCCAAUUAUCUUAAAUUUUCACAGAUUCAUUUGUUGCAUUGAAAAGGCAUUCCUUCUGUUAUAAGAACUAGUAUGUAAAUUAGCAAAAAUCUGUUCCCAGUACUUUUUCACUCUGAUAGAGAAGAGAGUAAUGAAUAGUGAGAAAAUCUAAUUCAAAUGAACAUAUUUAUUACUAUUUUUAUAGGCAUUUUAUUUCCAUUUUUGAAUAUUUGUGAAUUUUUUACUCUAUGAAUAUUAUGGGGUUUAUGUCAAUGAGACAAUAUAAAAAAGAUCCAAAAGACAUCUAUAAGUCUUAAUAAUUAUUAUAAAUAUUAUGAUAAUUUUUUUUAAUGUGAUUAUAACUAUUAUAAGAAAAUAUUUGUACUUAUUUAUUUACUCCUAUUUAAAUUAUAAACUGUAUAAUGCAUUGACUCAUGUCUGUUAAUAGUGAAAUGAACGAGAAAAGAGAUCUGUAGAUUGGGGAUUUUUUUUAAUAAAACUUUCUGAAUAUUUUUUUGUGCAAAGUUUUUGUUGCAAGUUGGGUUCAUAGGUCGCAUAUCUGUAGACUUAAAAUAUGUAAAUUGUUAUAGAAUUGUCAAUUUAAAAAAAACAAUCUAAUACUAGUGCCAAAAAGUAAUGAAAAAUUUUGUAAAUUUGUACAGUUUUUGAAUGUGACAAAAAUUAUGAACAGAUAACCAAGAAUUAGAUGUUUGUCAUUUUCCCUAGAGAUCUUGUUUUGUAAUUUAAUACCAUUUAAAUAUUAUCAUUUGUACAGACUCAUUGAAAAUACAAUGUUUUAGAAUACCUAUUCCCCAUUAGCUAGGAGAUAGCUAGAUUAAAUUUGUAAGGGAAAAGCAAAAGUAGAGAAAAAUCACAGCAAAUGUGGAUUUUCUAAAUUUUGUUUGUUGAGCUAUGAAAAUGAAAAAAUUGACUACUACACUUUUCUAUAAAAAGUAUAAAUUUUCAGAAAAUUAAAUGUGUAAUGUUGAAAAAAAUGUGAAAAAAUUUACUUAAACUUUAGGAUCUUUGACAAGAAUGUUCACGAAAGUCUGUCGCUGCUCUAAACUUUAUUAGUUUUAAGUCAACUUCUAGUUCUAAGCCUUUAAAACAAGAAGGAUUUGUUCACGCUAUUUUUAUACCAUUUAACAGAAACCCCAUCAAAAUACAAGCUACUGCUAGUUUACAGAACCCAUAACACAAUUCAAAUGAAUUAUUUUCAUGUGUUUUGUAUAUAUAUGUUUUGCCUAGAUUCUCUGGUGGUUACCUUGCAUGACUUUGAUGUCUUUUAAAGUUAUGAAUGGCCCAUUUUAAUUUAUUUGAAACCCUGGCAUGUCAUGUUCUAUUUCUUCAUUAUAUUUCUUCAUUCCUACCUCUUAACUUACAUGAGUACUGUUUAUAAAUUUUCUAAUUUUGUAUUUUGUAUUCUUAUUUGUUCUUUAUUUUAAAAGGACCAAAUUUAAUUUAUUCAUACACCACUUCAUUUCUGUGUUAUAGUUAAUCAUUAUUUAAAAAUUUAAGAUAAAAUGAAAUAGUGAUUAACAAUUUUAUCCUUUUGAUGCUUGAUGUAGCUAAAAAAUCCUUCGAAAGAAUGAUAAUUAAAUUUCAAACUGACGGUAAUGAAAAAUGGGCAUUUGAUCCUUGAACAUAAUAUAAAUUCCUACUACUUACUUCUAACAAUGAUAUUAGUGAAAAGUAAAAUCACAAAAAUUAGUAUAAGUAAUAUAUCAAUAGUAUUUAUAUCAGCUGUAAUGGGUUCUUACUUUUCAUAAGUUUAUCAGAUGGUGGUAGAAUUUCAAGCGGUGUUUUGCAUUUGCGCCGAUCUGCAUUUCAUUUGCGCCGAUUUUUGUUUUCAUUUGCGCCGAUUUUAUUACAGGUAAAUUACAGGUGAAUAGGUACAAGAACUUGAAGAAGAUGUGAGUGUCAAUGAGAGAACUCUCCAUCCAAGUCGUUAUUUUUCAUUUAUCAGUAUAGACCUCUUCCAUUUGCCACUUGUACAAAUGAAAUGAAUUGUCAAUCACAACAUGUUUAUAACGGUUGUCCCCUGCUCACCACUGGGAGGUGGAAGAAGGCCUACAAGAUACAUCUCCAGACUUCUUCCCUUAUUGACCGUAUCCGUUGUUCUUUGGCAUCUGUCUUUCGGACAUCUACCACAUGGUUAUGCUCGAUCUGUGUUUUGAAAAUAGAAUCCAUGGUAACUCUGGCUUUACACGAUUUUAAGGUACAUUAGUAAGAUAUGUAGUUAUGUUUAAGAACACAGACCUUCCGAUAUGUAUGGCCCUCGAUGAUUAAAGAAUUUACUUCUAGGUCCGUUUCAAUGUGCAAGAUGACCAUCAAGUUACAACGAAGUUCCAGAACAAUAUGAAUCAAAAUUAACUUAAACAUGGACGAAAAACAAUUAUAACCAGAUUUUACCAAUGGUAUAGCACAGUACAUGUACAAGUUUUAACUUACCUGUAAAUCUAAUUAGGAGCAAAUAUAAAAUCCGCGCAAAUGAAAAAAUGAAAUCGGCACAAAUGAAAGAAUGAAAAUUUUCAAAAUCGGCGCAAAUGUCAUACGCCCAUUUCAUGUCAUAUGCAAUGUUGUCACCAGAGUUACAGCUUUAUUAUACCAAAAGUUGUGUUUUACAGUUACAGUUUUGAAAUAUUAAUCAUAAAUUCUUAAAGGGCAUUGAGAUUAUUGUAGUAUAAUUACUUUCUAAGUGCAAACAAUAUUUUCCAGGCUAAGUUUUCAUUCUUAAAAAUAAUAUAAAGAGUAUUUAUGUUAGAUUUUGACAUUUAUGAAUUAAGAAGACCAUUGAAUAAGAAGUGGGAAUUAUAACUUUUUAUGUUGAUAAGGUUUUGAUUAAUCUUAAACAUACAUACCUGCUCUACUACACGCUCUGAAAGUAUGAUUUUUUUUUGCAACAAGUACAAAAGCUAAAAAAAAUAAUACCCUUGAAAAACUAAAUGCAUAAAUAUUUUAUUUAUUUUGUAGAAAGGUAUAGUCUUUCAAGAAUAUUGUCCUGAUUUUUUUUUACAUUCCAAUUUCAAGGUUGUAGCUUUUUCUCAUGAAGAAUGACAAAAUUAAUUUUUUAUUAGUUUAAUACAUGUAUUUGGUUGGAUUACAUGUAAUCAAAUUUCAAAUUUCAUAUGAUGUAUUUCCAGUGGGAAGGGCUCUUAGUAUUUGUAGACAUAAUUUAUAGAAUUCAUUUUAUUACGAAGAAAAUCCAUGACAGAUUUUUUAUUUGUUUGUUGGCGGUUAAAUGCAUCUCUUUUUACACUACCUCUAUUUAAUGGCUGUCAGGUUCAUACUGGUUACUUUUUGAUUGUAUGUCCAAAAAAAAAAUACGAAAAAAAAUUGACCUGUGAUUGAAUUUGUUAGUAAAUUUAGUGUACCUUGCCAUUUUAACAAAUCACAGGAGGAAGACUUCAACACCUCCCAAAGUGUAGGCUACUUUGAUUAUACAUGUAUAGCUAAACAACCACAGUUUAAACCACCAUCUAGAAAGAGAUUUUUUUCUCUGUAUUAUAUUUAGGUAGUAGAGAAACUGAGAAAGUCAUAUCAUAUCAAAAUUAUAUAGUAAUAGACUGGAUGGAUUAGUGAUUAUUAGGCUUGAUAUACAAUUUUAGAAUCUAAUCAAUAUGUUUUUUUUAUUAUUUGUAAACAAAAUUAAAACUAGCAUUAACAAAUAUGUAACAGUACGCAAUAUACAUCAAACAUUAUAUGUUAAGGCACUCAUUUUAGACAUUUCUGCUUAACAUUCAAGUUAUAGUUUAAACAGAUAUUUUAUUGUAUUUCUAACUUACCGGUAAGAACCAUGCUUUCGUUAUUAACAAAAUAUACUGCUGUAAAUCUUUUUUUUUAUACUUUUUAGCUUAGAUGUAUUUCAGAUCUCCUAAAUAAAAUCAUUUUCCUUUUUAUCUUUUUGUAGUAUGAAAGUACUUCUUGUAUUAUGUAAUUUAUAUCAAACUCAUAAUGCUCAUUAAUUCCUUGAAACAGUUUAUUUACUUGUUUCAUUGUUAUUGAUUGUGAUACAAUAUCAUAUACAUUUACAUAUUUAUCCUAAUACUGUUGAAUAUCCUCAUAUUAUAUUUGAUUUUGAUACAUUAUCAUACAAUAUUUACCCAUGUUUUGUUGAAUAUCAUUGU